This is a messenger RNA of Fundulus heteroclitus (mummichog), 2841 nucleotides long. It is a transcript of the gene tmem59l, whose product is annotated as transmembrane protein 59-like. The transcript is spliced from 8 exons. Bases 142 to 1164 code for a protein of 340 amino acids. The record is from RefSeq and is a predicted model, not a curated record. Lineage: Eukaryota; Metazoa; Chordata; Actinopteri; Cyprinodontiformes; Fundulidae.
UGACGCCACGAGCAGGAGCAGAUCGGAAGAGCAGCAGACAGACAGGACCCAAGCCGAGGCAGCAGCAGCACCACCGCCGUGAUAGGGAGCACAGCGCAGGUUGAAGGCCGACUCUCCGCUCUUCUCUUCGGGCUCUCUCCAAUGCUGCGGCUCGGCGGCAAUAUGCGCGGCUUGUUCCCCGCCCUGCUCUCGGUUCUUCUCGCCGGGCUGGCGGCCGCUGCGUCCUCGGAUCUGUUUGACAACCAGCUGGGUGACAUCAAUUACUGCAAAAAGCAAUGCCAGCUCACCAUCAAAAACAAAAGCCCCGCUAAAGACUCCAUAAUGAACGCCUGUCACCGCGGCUGCCGCCUCUACUCCAUCUGCCAGUUCGUCAAUGGGGACGCCGGCUUUAAUACCAGCAAGGAGGAGUGUCAGGGAGCUUGCCAGGAGGCAUACAUCAAGCUGCUGGAGCAAGAGGCCUGCAGCACCGGCUGCGCCAGCCAACCCUCUGAACCUGAGAUCAUGAGGAGGAAGCUGAGGGCCAUGACCCUGCGCCCGAAGCCCCCCUCUGUGAUGGAGGCCGUGUCUAGCUGGUGCAAUGACAUUGUGAGCUCGGCCCAGAGCUUCAUUUCCUCCACAUGGACCUUCUAUCUGCAGGCGGAUGAUGGAAAGGUUGUGGUUUUCCAGAGCCAGCCAGAAAUGGAGUACACUAUGCCUGAGCUGCAGGCUCCUCGAUCCAGUGUGGCUGACAAACCUUGGCCUCAGGUCCACUCCCACACACAGAGACCCCAUGGCGUUAAGGGACGAGGAGAAAAAGGCGCAGGCAAAGGAGUGGUCAAAGGAAAGCGCUUCAUCCAGCACACAGAGGACCCUGCCACUGACCAUGACUUCCUGGGCUGCAUGUCAAGACGUUCAGGCCUUCCGCGGUGGAUUUUAGCUGCUUGUCUCUUCCUGUCCAUCAUGGUCAUGCUGUGGCUCAGCUGUGCCAGCCUUGUUACCGCACCUGAGCAGCACAUCAAGACGCAGCUGAGUAUCAAUGGAGAUAAGGAGUUUAUGGAACAUGUGCACAAGGUCAACCCUUUGCACCUGAGUCCAAUGAUAGCAGUCAGCGUGAAGCAGUCGGAGAAGAUACAGGAGGCGGGACCACUUCCAGUCAAAGUUGACCUCAACAAAACCUGUAUUUAGAGAGAAGUCUGCUGCUUCUUGUUACUUCUGGUAACCAUGUGUGAAACAUGUGGCCUGUCAUCAGUGCACCACUCAGAGUUUUUAAAAAAAAACAUUUAAUCAAAAGAAAUGCUCCAUAUCCUGUUAUUCAGAAUGAUCAGUAACAUCUCAUGUCAGUCAGAUGAGCUUUUUAGUUUUUCAUUGUACAGUUCAGAUUUCUGCAAGGUCAUCCAGAGAUUAUCAUUAAUGAUCUGCCUCGCUCAUAGCUUUGCUGAAGAGGGGCAGCCUUGUCUCAGAUCCACACACGAGAUGAGCAGAGAGGAUAUAUUACAGCUGAGAGCUCUGCUGUCACUUUUAAUGUUGAGUUUGGACAAAUGCGGCGAUUCAUGAUAGAUUUAAUUUAUCUCGUUCUCGCAGAGUUGGGAUUAAUUAAAACGGCUCGCUCAGACUCAAGAGAUGAAAAGAAGUGGGAGAGAGGGGAGAGGAAGAUGAAUGAAAGGUGAGCAAAAUACUUGACAGCGCUGCGGGAAACAAACACAGUAACAAAUACGCAGUUUAUGAUCUGUUUACAUAAUCAACUUUAUGAGCGCUUCAGAAAUAUCGCCUUGGCAAACAGCUCUGAAAUUGAAAAUCCUCUUCUUGACAGCGUUCUCAGGUGAGUAAUCCUCACCGGGGACACAAAAACUAAAUUAGCGUCUUUCUAUAAUCUAAUUCCUGUGUGUGUGUGUGUUUGGGCAAAUCUGCAAUGGCACUCAUUCAUCUGUGGAGAACAAAUUCAAACGACUGCAUCUGGGCGUGCUGACUGAAAACGGGAAAGGCUGAGACCGUUAUUUAUUUUCUUCUCUAUUUAUUCUGAAUCAUUGACAUAAGUAAUCUGUUAAAAUGUUACUGAAGUGCCAUGGACAUUUAAUGCAUCACAAAAGUGUAAACGCUUUUUGUGUGGAACCAUUACAGCACAGACUUUACAGAGAAACACACAGGAGAAAGAUGGCAUCAGUUACUGUAUUAAUGUAACUAUGAUAAUUAUUAUUAUUAUGGCUCUUAUAUCACUUCAAGACUUUGUAGCUGUUACCUGUACCAUGUGCUUUCUAAUAGCUGACUAUUUUGUAUGUCCUAGGAGCACAUAUUGAAGGAUAACCCCUGUAAUAAUGUGUAAUGCAAAGCUUUGAGCAUACAGUAGACCUUUGUUAUUGAACAGAGUUGCACAGUCGUAGAGAAGAUCUUUUGUUUUCCUCUCAUUGUUUUUGGUGUCCUGUGAUGCUCUCUUUUUACCUCGGCUAUGUAGACAGUUAACCGUGCAUGCAAGUGGUGAAUUUUUUUCUUUCUAUUUUUUUUUUUUUUUUUUGAAUGAUAGUUUAUUCUAAGCGCUCGCCAUGCCAGUAAUUCUCUACUGUGGACUUGUGAAUUUUUUUUCUGUUUUUGUGUUCAUAUUUACAGUUAACCUAGAACAUAUAACAAUGAUUUAUAGCAAAGACUCUUGAUUAAAAAAAAGCCAUCUGAUCAAUAUAUGUGCAGCUUCAAGCUGAAGGCUACAGGACAUGACUUUUGAACUGUAUUUGUUCCUUUUUACUGUUUAUUUCCAAUGAAAUGAUACAACAUGAUGAAAUAAAGUGUUUCAUUGUAAGUGAAUAAAAUAUGCAAGUGGAGGUUUCUUUUUAAUUUAGAAAGGAGAAAAUUUAAUAAAUGGAUAAAUUGACA